Molecule: messenger RNA, 1485 nt
Organism: Symbiodinium sp. CCMP2592
Lineage: Eukaryota; Dinophyceae; Suessiales; Symbiodiniaceae
Source: the annotation of a GenBank genome assembly
AUGGUCGUUUGCCUAAACUGCGGCAAGCGGCCCGAGUUUCGGUGCGCAGGUUGCGGCGUCGCAAGAUUUUGCUGCCAGGCCUGUCAGCGUGCUUGCUGGAAAGGACACCGCGCACACUGUGGCCGCGUGCCAGACCUGACAGCCAAGGACUUGGUGGAGAAUGUGCCCGAGGCCUUCGCAUCAGCCUGGCCGGAAGAGGAGCAGCUGAGCGACGCGCUGCUUUUGGCCCAGCUGCUGAAAGCGCUGGGGGUGUGCAAGGACGGUAGCAUUCUCGGCCAGCAGCCUUUGCUCGAAACAGAGCUUUGGGAGCACAUCACGAAAUCACGCCGCGGCCUGGCUGCCCUUCUCUUCGGGCGGAACUGCUUCCGCACUUCGCUGCUGCCAGCGGUGCGCGCGCUCAGUGCAUUGGGGCAGUGGCCGCUAUUGCUGAGUGCCAGGCCGCAAGGGCACGUGACCGAGCUCCCAACGCUGGAGCUUUGCGCCACUCUGGCCUGGCGCGUGCUUGGCGCCGCGCGGCGUGUGCGUGCCGAGGGUCAUCGGCGAUUGAUCUUCCUCGGAAUUGGCUCAGGUGACUCCUUGGUUGAGGCUUCGGUGACGCUUCACUUGGCCGCUGCACUUGGUGUCACACCCGACCUUGAGAAGGGGUCGCCCCUGAGCUUGCCCUGGGACGACUUCGAGAUCGAGGUCGUUACUACUGACAGUGCCGACGAUGAGGACCUGCGCUUGAACCGAAUCGCGGAGGCGCCUCCGGAGCUACGCAGCCUGCGCCUGGACCGGCGUGCCGCCGUGCGGCGCUUCGCGGCCGAAGCUCCCCUCUUCGUCUUCAGCUCUUGGAUGCCGAUGCAUGCCUGCUGGUGUUCGGACGUCGUGGAAGAUGCCGGGAGCCGCUUGGUGGAGAUGUGUUUCUUGACCUCGCCCCCAGAGCUCAUCCAGGUACCUCGCCAGGAGGUCCUGCGCCCUGCAACGCCGCAGCUCCGUGCCACGCAGGAAAUCAAUCCGCUGACGCUGUGCCGUUGGGACUUCUUGGCCGAAGGAUUCGAUGAAAGCGAGGACACGGACAGGGACUUCUGCAAUUCGGGCCUCUUCCACAGCCAGCUUUACAUAACAAGCUCACGGCAGGUGCCCCGGCUGCCACUGCCUAAAACGCUGCUGCACGGCUUCGGCUGCUACCACAAGAGAAUGGCGGCCGAUCCACAGCUGAUGGCCGUGAACGUUUGCCGUGGAGUGGGCUUGUACCACAUUCGCGGACCAAAGGACCUGGGCGCCCCCUUGCCGGGCCCAGAAUUGCUGAGCCUCCGCCAGGCAUUGGGGGAAUCGCCGAGCUCAGGAGUGCCUUGUCUUCUUGAGUCGUGGCAGCGUUCAAAGCCAGGCUUCUUGCACUGCCCACUUGGCUUGCAGGAGUUGGCUUACGGUAGGCUUCGAAAUUCUGGAACGAUCUCCGGAUUAAUCGGAAUCAGGAUGCACCAUGCGACAGCCGAGGACUGA